Molecule: messenger RNA, 1294 nt
Organism: Saccostrea cuccullata (small rock oyster)
Lineage: Eukaryota; Metazoa; Mollusca; Bivalvia; Ostreida; Ostreidae
Product: putative ankyrin repeat protein RF_0381
Exons: 2
Coding region: 137-1294 (385 amino acids)
Molecular function (GO): protein binding
Source: RefSeq, a predicted model, not a curated record
AAGAGGAAAAACAAAUGAACCAGAUAAUAAACCAACCUAUUUAACGCAUGUGGAACAAAACGACGAAGGAUUUGGAUCCAUAAAAAGCAUCUGGGAUUCUUGCGUAGCAGGAAAUACAGAAAAUUUUUUCUUCAUCAUGAAAAACGAAAUUCAAGGUAGAGAACACCUGUUGAGAAAAACUGACAAAGACGAUUGGAGUGCUGUUCAUUUUGCAGCAAAAGGUGGAAAUCUUGAAAUAUUUUCAGCUCUGAUUUCCGACAAAGCUAUUCUUCUGAAAACAAAUGAACAAAUGACAGUUUUACACAUUGCAGCAAAGUACAGUAAUUAUGAUAUUUGCAAGUUCAUUUUAGAGAACGAUGAAUUCAGGGAACUAUUAAGAGAAAAGUCAUGUCUAGGAAAAAAUGCUUGUCAUUAUGCAGCAGAGGGCGGGUCUCGCAAAAUAUUAAAGUUGUUAGUGAAGAAUAAAGAACUAAAUGUAAACGAAACAACAAAUGAUGGUCAAAACAUAUUCCAUAUUGCUUGUAUUCAUGGCAAUUUAGACAUGUGUCAAUUCAUUGCAGAAAAUUAUAAUAAAUUGAUUUCUGCAGUAGACAAUGAUGCAUGGAAUGCAACGUUGUACGCUGCAAAACAAGGUCACAUACACAUUUUGAAAUUUCUUAGGGCAAACGGUGUUAGUUUCAACAAUCAGUCAAAAAGCAAGAGAAAUGCCCUUCACAUUGCAUGCGAUAAUGGACAUAAACCCGUCUGUGAAUUUAUAGUAAAAGUUUGCCCUUCAUUGCUGGAAGAGAAAGAUUAUAAAGGCAGGCAUGCGGGUCAUUUUGCUGCAAGAAGCGGCAAUGUUCCUACAAUGAAAUUCCUAAACGAUGCGAAGCUUGACGUCACAAAAAGUACAGAGACUGGGUUGAAUAUCCUUCAUUAUGCAUGCCUGUAUCGCCGAAAGGAAAUGUGUUUAUAUCUUCUGGACACUUUUCCUCACCUGAAUGUGCAAAGAACACAACACGGAUGGACCACCGCUCAUUUCGUUGCUGAAAAAAAAGUGAAUUUGGGAAAUGAAAUAGAGAUAUUUGAAAUCAUCACAAACGCCAAAGAAAACUGUAGAAUUGAAGAGGUCACACACAAAAGAAAUUCAAUUCUUACAUUGGCAAUAAAAAAUAAUUUCUAUGAAUUUUGUGAAUACCUUUUACAGACUCAUCCAGAUAUUUUAGAUAUUCCAGGGGCAAUUCAUCCAAAGGAUAUAGAAAAGAAAGACACAAAAAUGUCCAAUAUUAUUGAACGUUAUAUCAAGUUGAAAUAG